AUGGCUCCAGUCGAAGCUUGGCAGAGGCGGGCCGACUAUUGGAUCGAGUUCCAUCAGGAACAGGACGAUGACUACGAGCAAGGGCUGGAAGAGUACUGGGGAGAGUUCGAGGCCGCUCGCACCUCCUCGAUAACCGACGAGGAAGAGGUCUGGCGAGAAGUCAUCAAGCUGCGCGAUGACUUCAUCCGAUGGUUCGAGAACCGGUACAAGAAGAUGUUUCCCCAGGUCGGAGGGCUCCGACCGUUCGACCAUCGCGAGAAGAGCACAGCUCUAGCCACGAGAGUGUGCAAGUUUAUCGACGAACGCGUCCGCUGGCUCGGCAUCAAGAAGAAGCUGCCGAAGGCGGCGACCGUCGCGCGCUGGGCCAGCACUUUCUACAAGAUCCUGAAAGUCGAGCUCUCGCCCGGACAAGUCUUUACGACGGAGGUCCGCUUCGAGAUCGAGAAGCAGGUCAACAAGAUUUGCGAGCUGCGAGGUCUGGACCAGUACAUCACCCCGAGGCCCAACUACGGCAAGGCCGAGCUCCUGCUCUUGAUCGAAUACGCGUUGCUGCCGGGCCAGCACGAGCACCACCCGGAACACGUUCUCCAGAACGUUCUCGCAUGGCAGCUGAUGUUCCUCACCGGAGGCCGUCCGGGUUCCCUGUGCUGGUCGAAGGAUGCAGACAAGGCCAAGGCGCGCUACAUGAAGGUCGGCGACCUGCAGUUCGUGAGGUCCAAGCCGAACGACCCACGCGCCAUCACGCUGCUCGUUUCGUUGAAGUACCUCAAGGCCGAUGGACCCGCGAGCGCCACCAAGUUCCCUCUCGAUUUCGUCUUGAUGCCACCGGGUCGGAGCCAGAACAUCAUCUUUGAUCCCGCCCUCACGGCCUUCGCGUUGUUCUUGUCGCGAGGUUACUUCAAGCACAUGAGGACAGCCGAAGACCUCUUCGCGGCCAGCACGGCGGCCAUCGAGGUGAGGGACGACGUCAAGGCCCUUCCUCUGUUCGCAUGCGCUCCUGCCGGCGGCCAGGGGCAGCGGGUCGGCCCCAGGCCCGAGCUUGGCCCGCUCAGCGCCCCUGUGCUGACGCAGGGGCUGCUCGCCUACGGAAGGGAAAUCGGCCUCGUCGGCACGAGCUAUUCGUUUCGCCACGACUCAGCCGAGGAGCUCGGCAGCGUGUUCGGCUCUCGAACGGCCGCCAUCGUGCUCAAUCAUGCCCACGCCGCGGGCAACGUCUCCGAACGUCACUAUCUGCGCACCAUCUCGAACCUCCCCAUCUCGGCCGUUCGCUACGGCGAGAACCUCCGCGCCAACAGUCUGAUCGCGCAGUCGAACGCGAGGUUUCGGCGGUACGCGGGCCUCGCCGUCAGCGCCGUCGUCAGGAUGGCGGCGAAGCGGGCCCGCGACGAUACCGCCGACACCAAGAGCGCCAGGAAGAAGCGGAAGAAUCCGAAGUUGGCAGAGGUCGAUCGACAAGCCGACGAACACGUCCAGCACCUCGUCGAAAACAUGAAGGAGAUCGUGGACCAGCUCAACCAGCUGGUCCCGGUCAAGUGCAAGGUACGCGGGUACAAAGGGAUCAGGCCGGCGGUGACCCAUGCGCAAGACCUGCGUCGGAAGGGAAAUGAUCAAAUCGCGAGCAAGAUCGAGGGUCUCGUACUCGAAUUUGAAGGCGUCAAGACCAAGAAGGAGAAGCAGAGGCGAGAGGAGCGGCGUCGCCUCAAGGUUCGAUACGAGAGAGAGGAACGUCAAGAGAUCCUCGGCAACGUCGAAGGGGAUGUCGUCGAACGGGUCGAGGCCCUGCGAUCGCUCGAGUCGUCCAAGCGAGCCGCCGAGACCAUCGAAAAGCUCACGUCGGCGCCCAAAAAGUUCAAGAUCGACGAAAGGCUCGACAAGGAGCUCGAACGCUCGACGGCGAUGUUUGCUCCCGAGAUUGCCGUCCAGCAGGAGGCGCGUGCCGGUCGCUCGACGCACAGCUCGAUGUCCGCGCCACAGGUGGCUUCGACGUCGUCCGCGGCCCCGUCAACAUCGCCCACGGCCCCGUCAACAUCGCCCACGGCUCCGGCAACAUCGCCCACGGCUCCGGCACAGAGAGCGGGAGACGAGGUUGUCGACGACGGACUCUUCGAUGGAGAGCCGCAGCCCUUGUACGACGACCGCGACGAGGCGGAGGCCUGGGGUGCCAGCCUCGACGACGUGGUGCAGGGUCGACUGGCGCUGCUCUCCGCAUACAUCGGCAAGCUCCGAUCCACUGGCCUCCUGCGCGAGGUUGAGGCGUUUGCCUCUACCCACGCCAUGUGUUACUUCUGCGGGGCACCCCUUGAACCCUCGAUCGCGGCGAGCACCAGCAACCUGCGACGCCACCUGCGCCGCCACGAGGAGUGGGCGGCGGCCCAGAUCGGCGUCCGUAGCGAGCCCUUCACCGUCGCCACGCUUGAGGAAUCGCUGCUUCGCUCAGCGAGCUCGGGCCAAGGACUUCUCGCGAACUCGCCGAUGUCGGGACGCGACUUUGAGCAGGCGAUGGCCGCGUGCCGCUCGAGGCCUCUCACCACCGCCUGGCUCUGA
Pseudozyma flocculosa PF-1 is the source of this 2544-nucleotide messenger RNA. RefSeq lists its product as uncharacterized. The record is from RefSeq and is a predicted model, not a curated record. The transcript is spliced from 3 exons. The coding region runs from base 1 to 2544 and encodes 847 amino acids. NCBI's taxonomy places the organism in Eukaryota, Fungi, Basidiomycota, Ustilaginomycetes, Ustilaginales, Ustilaginaceae.